This is a messenger RNA of Tachyglossus aculeatus (Australian echidna), 8842 nucleotides long. RefSeq names its product guanylate cyclase 1 soluble subunit alpha 2 (gene GUCY1A2). Gene Ontology annotation, molecular function: guanylate cyclase activity; heme binding. Gene Ontology annotation, cellular component: guanylate cyclase complex, soluble. NCBI's taxonomy places the organism in Eukaryota, Metazoa, Chordata, Mammalia, Monotremata, Tachyglossidae. Gene Ontology annotation, biological process: response to oxygen levels; cGMP biosynthetic process. The record is from RefSeq and is a predicted model, not a curated record. The coding region runs from base 1 to 2715 and encodes 904 amino acids. The transcript has 11 exons.
AUGGUCAUGGUUCCUUUAUGUAAUUUAAUAAAGCAAUUGGAAGAAUUAGUCAUCAAACUUUGGACAUGGCCCCCUGUGGCUUGGCUUUGUCUCAUUUUCAGAGCACAGAAAAAAAUUCCCCGUAGACUACCUUUCAAAUGUGAAGUCUGGCAAGACAAAGGAUACAUUCCUGUGUUAGCAUGGGAAGUUGCUCCAUGCAGGGAAAUGAUUAAAUUUAUGGGGUUGCCCGGACAGCAGCAUCCCGGGCGGACGGGCGGACGGACGGACGGACGGAGAGCAUCCCGGCCGUCCGGCCGGCCGGCCGGAGGGCAUCCCGGGCUCGGCCCCCGCCAUGAGCCCCCGGCCGGGGGGACCCCGGUGUCCCCGCCGCCCCCCCGCCGCCCCCCGCGCCUUAGCCAGCCGGGGGGAGGGGGCUCCCGCUGCUCCCGGUUCUCCCGGUCCCGCUCCCGCUGCUCCCGCUGCUCCCUGUCCGGCUCCCGCUGCUCCCGCUUGUCCCGGUCCGGCCGGGUGGGGCCGCGUUGGCGGUCCGGGCGCCGGCGGCGGGGGGUCCCCGCGGCGUCCGGGCUCCGCGAUCGCCCCGGGCCCGACCCCGACCCCGACCCCGACCCCGACUGCCCCCUGUCCCGCCUCUGCUGGAACGGCCGCCGCAGCUCGUCCGGGCCCGCACGCUGCGCUAAGCCCUCCGCCCCCGCCGCCUCCGCCUCCGCCGCCCCCUCCGCCGCCCCCCCGGGCCCGGGCCCGCCCAGGACGGGGCCCCCCCGCCGCACCAGGGUCAACCUCGACUCCCUGGGAGAGACCAUCGGACGCCUGACCGCACCAACGCCUCAGACAAUACAGCAGACUCUCAAGAGGACACUGCAAUAUUAUGAACAUCAAGUUAUUGGUUACAGGGAUGCGGAGAAAAAUUUUCACAAUAUCUCUAACAGAUGCUCCUAUGCAGACCACUCCAACAAAGAUGAAGUUGAAGAUGUCUCAGGAAUUCUUCAGGGCACAGCGAAUAUACUGGGUUUGAAGUUUGAGGACAUGCAAGAAAAAUUUGGGGAGGAAUUCUUUAAUAUCUGCUUUGAUGAGAACGAAAGAGUUCUCCGAGCCGUAGGUGGCACCCUGCAGGACUUUUUUAACGGGUUUGACGCUCUGCUGGAACACAUUCGAACUUCAUUCGAAAGACAGGUCACUCUGGAAUCCCCGUCUUUCCUAUGCAAAGAGCUCCCGGGAGGCCCCCUCAUGCUCCACUACUUCCACCCACACCACGUCGUAGGGUUUGCGAUGCCGGGGAUGAUAAAGGCCGCCGGUAAGAAGAUCUACCGCCUGGAUGUGGAAAUAGAGCAGGUCACUCCGGAUCCACCGGUUCCAGAGGGGUCAAACCCGGGAAACUGCAGCUGCCUGACCUUCCUCAUCAAAGAACGUGCCAAUGCAAAUAGCCCGCAGACCUUCCCGCCGGGAACGUCGCUGGUGCCGGCCGACCUCCGCAUCAACAUCAGCACCUUCUGCAGGGCCUUCCCUUUCCACCUGAUGUUCGACGCCAGCAUGUGGGUGUUACAGCUGGGGGAGGGCCUGAGGAAGCAGCUCCGCUGCGAGACGCACAAGGCGCUGAACUUCGAGGACUGCUUCGAGAUCGUCUCCCCGAAGAUCGGCGCCACUUUCGAACGUGUCCUGUCGAGACUGUCCACCCCCUUCGUGAUCCGCACCAGGCCGGAGGCUUCUGGCUCCGAGGACAGAGACAAGGUGAUGGAAGUCAAAGGCCAAAUGAUCCACGUCCCAGAGUCCAGUUGCAUUUUAUUUUUGGGUUCCCCGUGUGUGGACAAGCUGGACGAACUGAUGGGCCGUGGCCUCCACCUUUCCGACAUCCCCAUCCACGAUGCCACCCGCGAUGUCAUCCUGGUGGGAGAGCAGGCCAAGGCUCAAGAUGGACUGAAGAAGCGGAUGGAUAAGCUGAAGGCCACGUUAGAACGAACGCACCGGGCUCUGGAAGAGGAAAAAAAGAAAACCGUGGAUCUUCUGAUUUCCAUUUUCCCAGGCGACGUAGCUCAGCAGCUGUGGCAGGGGCAGCAAGUUCAAGCCAGGAAGUUCGAUGACGUCACCAUGCUCUUCUCGGACAUUGUGGGUUUCACGGCUAUCUGCGCACAGUGUACACCCAUGCAAGUGAUCAGUAUGCUGAAUGAACUGUACACUCGAUUUGACCACCAGUGUGGAUUUCUGGAUAUCUAUAAGGUGGAGACAAUAGGGGAUGCCUAUUGCGUGGCAGCAGGACUCCACAGGAAAAGUCUCUGUCACGCCAAGCCCAUUGCCCUGAUGGCACUGAAGAUGAUGGAACUGUCAGAGGAGGUGCUGACGCCCGACGGAAGACCCAUUCAGAUGAGAAUAGGGAUUCACUCAGGCUCUGUAUUGGCGGGAGUUGUUGGAGUAAGAAUGCCACGAUAUUGUCUGUUUGGAAACAAUGUCACCCUUGCAAGUAAAUUUGAGUCAGGAAGUCACCCUCGCCGCAUCAACGUCAGUCCGACCACGUACCAGCUUUUGAAACGGGAAGAGAGUUUCACGUUCAUUCCUCGGUCCCGUGACGAGCUUCCAGACAACUUUCCAAAGGAAAUCCCUGGGAUCUGUUACUUCCUGGAGGUCACUACUGGGCCCAAACCGCCGAAGUCUCUUUCUUCAUCGCGAGUGAAAAAGGUUUCCUACAACAUUGGAACCAUGUUCCUUCGAGAGACAAGCCUUUGAGACCUCCGGCAGAUCAAAGAUUCGUCCAAAAAGCACAAGCCCAGAACUGGGUCAUGACAGGAGAGUGUGGAGAGAUUCUUUCUCUUUCACUGCAUUGUCCAGUACAAGCAGUCAUCAAAGCUCUGCGUAAUGUCAGGCAAUAAUCCUUUAAAAAGGUGAGUGGUGGCUGGUAGGAAUCAGACCGGAGCUGGGGGGGAAACGACUGAAGACAAAAAGCUGCAUUCAUUCCGGAGGGCAUUAUUGGCCUUGGACGUAGAGUGAAUUACAAUUUGGCCUCUAUCAAAGCAUACCAAAAAAUUAACCUAUCGUGUUUCACUUAGUACCGACGAACAAAAGUGACACCUCAUUUUAGAUGUGCGUCUGCGAAAUAAAAUUUGAGGCGGUUCUCAUUCCUGCAUUUAAUAUUUACCAUGGAAAAUGUCUAAUUUUCUGAACAGACAUUUCGUACAUAUACCUUACAGGUGUGGGGAAACUUUAGGGCAGGGCGGAGUUAUAACUCAGUAAAAUAUUUUAGCGAUAUUACUAUUUUUAUACAUAUUUUGCUUUCAAGGUUAAUAACAUUUCACAUAUUUAGUCAGCUUUUCAGUCUACUAUUGAAUGUUUGUAACACUUUUUAACUAACUUUAUAGCCUAAUGCAUUUACCAUAUUUCAAAUGAUUGUGGGAGGGCAGUGGGUAUUUUAAAGUGAAAAUAUAGUGUGCAGAAAACUUUGUGUACAUUACAGUAGGUCUAUCAGUACCAAUUGAAUGGAGUAACAAUAAGGCUAAUGGAUUAAAUACAGAUUCACCUGUAUUUAAAGAAAUGGAAAGAAGUUCCCCUCUUGUUUUUCCUUUGAUGUAACAAAAUAUCAGUAAUUGACAAAAUAAAAAUGCCUCAGAAAUUCUGAUUUCUUCCCUACGCAUAAAAAUGUAGAGGAGGAAAAGUGAGCUCCAUGUAAAUCAUAUUACAUGAUGCUUUCUAAGUAAUUCUGUACUUUCCAAAUUAGCGCAAAUGAUGACAACAGGCUUGAUUCAUUCAAUCAUAUUUGUUGAGCGCUUACUGUGUGCAGAGCGCUGUACUAAGCGCUUGAUGCCUUCUCACUUCAAAGCUUGUGAGAACUUCCUGUGGAUAUUGGUGAAAGAGAAAAGUUUAAUGUUCUGCCAAGAGCCACAGUAUUUUAGCUGUAUAUCGUACCACACAACACAACACACACACACAUACACACACUUUUCAGUGAUGUCGAUUAAAAGUUAUUUUAUAACUCAAUGAUGUGGCUUUUAACUUCAAGGAAAUCCCUAUCACCAAAGUGAAGCCGUAUUGGCUGUGAGUCCCGGUGAUCUUCACUGCAAAUACCUUUAGCUGAGAUAGAUAGGUUUCUACUUUAAGGAUGGAGUCACGAUUGCCCUAAUCAGUGGGGCACGAAUAAUGCAAUCUGCACUAACACUAAAUCACACUGAAAGGACCACAGUGCUCUUAAGCCAUCCGCUUUUGGGUUCAGACUGAAAUCCAAAGCUUCUCUCAAGUCAAUUUGAGGAUCUGGACUCUGGAAGCACUUUUUUUCCCUACAAAUUUGCGAUGUUCAUGUUGAUGUCUUAUUCCAGUAGUAGUUAUGUGUCCUUCCUCUCAGUUUAGCGCUGGUAGUGAAUUCCAGUGUUCAGCUUUGUGCUGUCCUAAGAUCUUCGCUGCAAUAUGUUGGUCUCUGCUGUGACUCAGCCUAAAGAAUGUUCUGUAGGACAAAUUCUUAGUGCAAUGUUGUGAAGUUUAAUUCAUGUUUCUAAAAAAUUUUGGGCUACUCGAAUAGAAAGCAUUUAUAGUCUUGGAAUUAGAUUUUUAUAGUUCUUAUAUCAUUCUUGCUUUUUGGGGGGCGGGGGGAUAACUUUUUUUUUCUUGUCAGGAUACAGUAGGGCAUUCAAUAAAGGUUCUCCUGAUUUUGGAAGAGAGAACAUACUCUCUCUCUGAGAAACUAUAGACCCCUUUUCUCAAAUACUGCCCGAUUUUCAGGAGAAAGCAGGGAGUGGGAAUGAAAGCAGGCAGGUAUAGAAUCCGGGGUUCUCUCUGCCCAGACCACUGCCAUAGGAGAACAAGUUUGAUUGUUCAGAAUGUCACAAUACUCCUUCAGAGGGGACACUCUCCAGAUGGCAGAUUGCCAGAGAACUUGUCCCACUAUCCUGUGAGUGACUCUACCCCGCAUACACUGGGCCACUUUGGUUUCCUGGGCUGUGUAGCCUGCAAGGUACAUGAUUACACCUUCCCUUCCUUCCCCUUAUAUUAAGUUGCAUGAGUUCUUGAAUGCCCUAAUUAUAAAACUCCGCCUUUUUCCUGGCCCCUGCCUUGUAUGCAUGGGGGACAUAGAGGAAAGAGUCAGUUCUUUAUUAGCAUCAUGGUAGUAGCUUGUAUUCAUAUACCACUGAUAAUCUAUAUGAUUUAUAUGUGACGUAUCAAAUCAGUAAAAAUUUAGUAUAUAUUUUAAGAUUAUCGUAGAAUCAUAAGACCUCAAGGAGCCUUCCACAAACAUCUAAUCUGUCUUCCUGCCUGCAUGUAAUACUUUACAAGACCCAUGGCAGCAGAUGAUUACCUAAACUAUACCUAAAUAUCUCCAGGCAUAAAGAUUCCACAACCUUCCUUGGUAACCCACUCCAUUCUCUUGAAAGGAAGAGAUCUGUGAGAAAUUAAGAGGGGCGCAAACCUUUGAUUUUGUGAGCAUUCCUGUGGCUUCAGCGUCUGUUCAGACGAUUUUAUUCACUGGAGAAAGGAUUUAAAUCUCAGUGUCUCACAUUUAAAAAUGGAGAAUUCACCAUUGAUCCUACUGUCCAUCAUAGCCACAGUUUUCCUUGUGCAUUAGAAUUAGAAACUGAAGAAUUGGUCCACUCUGUCUCCUGGAAGCAAACAGCACAGAUCCACAAGGCAGUAAGUUUGUUGCGGCUCAACAACAAGCUGUCGUUGUGGCUGCUGUUUGUUGCUGUUGCUGCUCAAUGCGUGUAUAGGCAAUGUGCUAGGCACACUAGCCAUUCAUUGUUGUGAAACCAAGAAUAGGCAGACAGUGGCUCAGAUCAAAUCUUUCCAUAUUUUCCUGAGUGGUUUCCUGGAUUUGUGACAAUAUUAUGGCCAAAUGAUCCAGAACUUCAUUUGUGCCUUUUGGUAGGGUGUUUAUUUGCUUUCAUCCUUGUUUGCUCAAACAGCAGAUUCAUUACAGGCAUUGUUUAUUUAAAUGUGGUAUUUUCUGCUGGGUAAAACACAGUGAAAAAUGCAGCCCAUUAAAAAUUAGGUGAUCGUACUAAUGGCAUUUUAGCCUUGAACCAUCAUUGCCCUAUGAUGUUGAGAAAACGCAACUCAAUCCACUUCUAAAACAGCACUAUCAGAAGAGAGUGGUAAUAUCUAUAGCGCCUUUAGGUACCUCUCAUCAUACUUCCAAGCAGCUAAUUUGUAGGAGAAGUGAAUUUGUAAUCAUAGCAAUUUGUGCAAAAAAAAUAAAUUGGUGUCAGUAUCACCAUGGUGAUAAUGACAGUGUUUGCAAAUAAAUCAGUCCUCUAACAAAAUCAAAUUCACUGAAAUGUGCAAGGAAUAUGGAGUACUAUAUCUGUUUAAUAUAAACCUGUCUAUUAGAGGAAUAAACCUAGAAAAACACCAAUAAUGAUAGGAAAUAUAAAGUUGUUUCUUUUUGUGUUUUACCAAGGAGGGCUGGUUUAAAAAUGGCUUCUGUGAAAGAAAAUUAUUUAGUCUGUUUGAGAAGAAAAUUCAGAUGAUAGAUUUACCAGCUUUAUUCAUUUUAACAGCUAUGUUUAUUUCUAGUUAUUUUUGCAAACUGCUUUUUAUUUCAGCUAGCUUUUAGUGUGACAUGAGGAUCUAUUGACUACUUGGGCUUUGUGUGGAAAUAGAGAUUUCCAAGUAGAUGGUCUCAUUAUUUUCAAAUAGAGUACUUGCUCAGGAGGGAUUACUGACUCUGUUGUAUCAUACUCUCCCAAGUGCUUUGUUCAGUGCCCUGAAUGUAGUGAGUGCUCAAUAAAUACCAUUAAUUGAUUGAUUGAUUGAAUGAAUUCAGCUUUCUAGUGACAUCUUUUCUGGAUAUUCCAGUGGCCAAGUCCCCAUGGAAAUGGAAUUUGAAUGCUGAUCCUACCAAUUCUGGUUACUAGUUAGCUUAGAAGGAGACUUUAAAUGUUGAUUUUUUACAACCAAUGUAUACAGGUAUUAAGCUUAUCCUAUGUCCCAUUCACAUUCACGACACUCUGACACAACUAGUAUUCAAAAAGUAUUCUCAAACUAACAACCAAAUGCUUCAACUCAUCUUUAUAGUUUCUUCACAAUUCAGAAAUUAUGGGAUAUAACUGUCUUGAAAGAGCAGAGUUUUUUUGGUUGAUAGAGAACAUGGAGAGUGGGAACAUAUUUUAGGCACCAUAGGAAUAGUUACUCCCACUAUCUUGUGUUCAGUGUCAAAGAGCUUAGGGUCUCAUUAGGCCUAUAUGUUGGAGUCUAGAAACAUCCCUUCAUUGGUUCAGAUUCGUGUCAUUUUUUAAAUUGCCAUCUGUGAGAGAGGAGGAGAGAGAGAGUGAGUGAGGGAGCAUUCAGAAUGGCAGACAAAAGAAUUUGGAAAUUGCAAGGUGCCCUUUUGUAUUGCUACUGUUCCAGGACCAUAUUUUUGUGAAAUAUCACAAAAUAACAAGAUACAUUUAAUAUCAUUAUCCUCAUUAUCAACAACAAAAAAUCAGUCCAUAGUGAAUACCCAUGUUGUGCCUGGCACCCAACUAGGCACUUUGGAGGUGUAGAGAAUGGAGGAAAUCAGGUCUCUGGUAUUUUUGUGUUACCAUCCUAACACACUCCUUAUUUGUGCUACACAACUUGUUUUUAUCAUCAGCUUUUCCUUCAGUAAAACUAGAUGCUUCCAUUCACUCUGUGAUGUUUGAAAAUUUUCCAUUAUUUCCCAGGAUGCAGAUAAAGUUCAGGAUGCCACCCAUGUCAAUAAUAACAAAGUCUCAAAAUUAGAGAAAUAAGUUGGGAUAUUACAGCAUAGACAGUCCAUUAAUGAAUAAAUGAUGAAAAGCUAUGAAAUGUGAACUUGCUUCAAAAGAAACCAUAUACUGUUAUCAGACAGGCCAUCUUGGAGGGGUUAUUUAUUCAUUCAAUCCCAUUUAUUGAGUGCUUACUGUUUGAAGAGCACUGUACUAAGCACUUGGAAAGAACAGUUUGUCUUCAACUUAACGGAUUUAAUAAUUAUAACUUUAAGUAAGUGUCAAAUGUACUAGACUUUGGCUGCUACUGAAAUGAAUACAGCUAUAGUUCUUUACAAACACAAACAAAUCCAUUUUAGGUGAUGAACAUAUCCAUAUGGAUAGACAGCUAAUGGUAUAAUUGGCCAUAACAAAUUUGAUUUUUGGUGGUGAGCCCCUUAAGGAAUAAGAUCCAUGUCUAAUUCCCAUGAGUGUACUCUUUCCCAUCACUUAAUACAGUGUUUGCUCACAGUAAGAACUUAACAAAUACUACUGCUACUACUACCAGUACCUUUGGAUUUCUCUGAGGGUAAAAUCUUUAAAAAUUGUAGUUCAGAAAUGAGAGAGUAAAUUCGCCAGUCCAGUCACAAUGUAAAAUAAUGAAAAGUAAUUUAAAUCAAGGGGGUGUAGGAAGUAGAGAGCUUCACUGAACAUAAAGAGUAGGGAGGGUUAUAUUAAGGGGAAGAGGCUUUAAUGCUGCUCUGGGAUUGAGUACUGAGGCCAAGUGCAGAAAUUCACUCUUCCCCUUGGAUUCAAUCUCGGAAGAAUCAUACGGGAAGGGAAUGUGAAAACUAAUGUUCCUGGAUUGCACUCUCCCCGGUGUUUAGUACAGUGAUCUUCACAUAGUAAGUGCUCAAUGAAUACUAUUGAUUUCUCAAUUAUUAAAGAGAAUUAAUCAAUUAUAUGAAUAAGAGGUAAGGCAGGAGCAAAAACCUGCAGCAAUAAGAAUAUUUAUGAAUAUUAAAAAAUGGUCUUGGUGUACUUGGUUUUACCAUAGUAAAACAGGAAAAAUGGAGAUCAUUAAAGGCCAUCAGAUCUGGCCUUGAUCUUUAAAAAUCAGAAUUUAGUAUUUCAGGUGGCCAGUGAUGCAACUAUGCAAAUGAUGACUCAAGCCAAAUUUGUCGUAUCUCUCCCAAAAUGCCCUACCUCCAGCUGCGAUCGUUCUG